ACAGGAAACCUCAACAUCUUCCGAUAGCUUCUUCCGCCUUGAUAAACAAAGUCCGUUUGAACAUCGAGAAAACAAAAUAAGACCAAACAAUACAAAAUGAAAUAAUAAUAAAAGAUAUCGCUGGUUGCUCUGCUAGGGCAACCUGGGUGUUGUUGAUCGUCGCGCGAAUAAUAACAGAAAAAAGGAGAGGUCAACCGGGUAGCCAUGUCCAGGGCUCGAGUCUACGCAGACAUCAACGUCCACCGCCCUAGGGAUUACUGGGAUUACGAAUCUCUCACGCUUCAGUGGGGUGAUCAAGAUGACUACGAGGUUGUUCGGAAGGUUGGCAGAGGAAAAUACAGUGAGGUCUUUGAAGGUGUAAAUGUCACCAACAAUGAAAAAUGCGUUAUCAAGAUCCUUAAACCCGUCAAGAAAAAGAAGAUAAAGAGGGAAAUAAAGAUACUACAGAAUCUUUGUGGAGGUCCAAAUAUUGUGAAGCUGCUUGAUAUUGUCCGGGAUGACCACUCAAAAACUCCUAGCUUGAUCUUUGAAUAUGUGAACAGUGCAGAUUUCAAAGUGUUGUACCCCACACUGACAGAUUACGACAUUCGCUACUAUAUAUAUGAACUUCUCAAGGCAUUGGAUUACUGCCAUUCGCAGGGCAUAAUACAUCGAGAUGUCAAACCUCACAAUGUUAUGAUCGAUCAUGAGCUGCGAAAACUUCGCUUGAUUGAUUGGGGUCUCGCUGAAUUCUACCAUCCUGGCAAAGAGUUCAAUGUCCGAGUAGCUUCAAGGCACUAUAAGGGGCCUGAACUCCUUGUUGAUUUGCAAGACUAUGACUAUUCUUUAGACUUGUGGAGCCUUGGAUGUAUGUUUGCAGGAAUGAUCUUUCGGAAGGAACAAUUCUUCUACGGUCAUGACAAUCAUGACCAGCUAGUGAAAAUUGCUAAGGUUCUUGGAACGGAUGAAUUAAAUGCAUAUUUGAAUAAAUAUCACCUUGUCCUUGAUCCUCAGCUCGAUGCUCUUGUUGGAAGGCACAGCAGGAAACCGUGGUCAAGAUUUAUCAAUGUGGAUAAUCAACAUCUGGUUUCUCCAGAGGCCAUUGAUUUUCUAGAUAAGCUUCUUCGAUAUGAUCACCAGGAAAGGCUUACAGCAGGAGAAGCAAUGGCACAUCCAUAUUUCUCCCAAGUGAGAAGUGCAGAAAAUAGCCGGAUGCGGACUCAGUAACACUAGACUCCCACAGAAUCUUUUGGUAAACAAGCUUGUAUCCCCUUUUUCUUUGGCUGUAGCCUGUGUAUGAUCACAAACAAAAAAAAUAUUUACCUAGCUUAGGCUGUUCAUUGCAUCCAAUUUUUCUGAUAUAUAUAUUUUUUAAAUGCUGGUAUUCUUUCUUCUC
Molecule: messenger RNA, 1375 nt
Organism: Prunus dulcis (almond)
Lineage: Eukaryota; Viridiplantae; Streptophyta; Magnoliopsida; Rosales; Rosaceae
Product: casein kinase II subunit alpha-2-like
Exons: 10
Coding region: 205-1206 (333 amino acids)
Biological process (GO): protein phosphorylation
Cellular component (GO): nucleus; protein kinase CK2 complex; cytosol
Molecular function (GO): ATP binding; protein serine/threonine kinase activity
Source: RefSeq, a predicted model, not a curated record